This is a messenger RNA of Sander lucioperca (pikeperch), 2268 nucleotides long. It is a transcript of the gene kcnj15, whose product is annotated as potassium inwardly rectifying channel subfamily J member 15. The transcript has 2 exons. Gene Ontology annotation, molecular function: inward rectifier potassium channel activity. The record is from RefSeq and is a predicted model, not a curated record. The coding region runs from base 364 to 1386 and encodes 340 amino acids. Gene Ontology annotation, biological process: potassium ion import across plasma membrane; regulation of monoatomic ion transmembrane transport. Gene Ontology annotation, cellular component: plasma membrane. Lineage: Eukaryota; Metazoa; Chordata; Actinopteri; Perciformes; Percidae.
GUCAUUAAAGUGAUCAAAACAGACUAAGUGUUCCCACCUGUGGACAGGUAAGAGGGGGAGGGCAAGGAAUUAAAGCCAACCCACAUGCAGAUCAGACUUUACAGCUUGGCUUUUGUCUCUCAUUUCUAUUCGACCCUGAAUACGACUGUGCCAAAGUUCAGCGCUCACAACUCAGGACAAUAGAAAGAAAGAAGACACUGAACUAGAUGUUCUCUGGCAGCUUCAUCUUACAGAUUGUGUGUGACACGCCUGAGACAGGUGAAGGCCCUGAGACGAUUCAACAGUGCAGCUGGAUUCCUAACAUUGGCAAUGCCAUACUGAGACCUUAAAAGUCACUAUCAGUUUUAAUUGACCCAGAACAACAUGGUGACCAGGAAGGCCGAGUUCCAGCGAAGGAUUGUGUCCAAAGACGGCCACAACAAUGUGCGGAUCGACAACGUGGAGGGCAUGGUGAAGCUGUACCUGCACGACAUCUGGACCACCGUGGUGGACAUGAAGUGGCGCUACAAACUCACUCUGUUUGCCUCCACCUUUGUCACGACUUGGUUCAUCUUCGGGAUCUUUUUUUUCUUAAUCAGCAUGGGCAACGGAGACUUUGAGCCCGUUCUGAACGCCAACCACACGGCCUGCUUGGUGAACGUGGAGACCCUCACCGGAGCCUUCCUGUUCUCGCUGGAGUCUCAGACCACCAUCGGUUAUGGGUUCCGUUACAUCUCAGAAGAGUGCCCUCUGGCUAUCUUCACUCUGGUGGCUCAGCUCGUCAUCACCGGCCUGGCAGAGAUCUUCAUCACCGGGGCCUUCCUGGCCAAACUUGCUCGCCCCAAGAAACGGGCGGAGACCAUCAAGUUCAGCCAGUUUGCGGUGAUCUGCCGGUUACAGGGAAAGCUGUGUCUGAUGGUCAGAGUGGCCAACAUGAGGAAGAGCCUUCUGAUCCAGUGCCAGCUAACAGGAAAGCUCCUCCACUCCAAUAUGACAGAGGAAGGUGAGAAGACACAAAUCCACCAGAGCUCUGUGGACUUUCACAUGGACUCCAUUGCAGAGUGCCCCUUCCUCAUCCUUCCGCUCACCUUCUACCACGUUCUGGACGAGCACAGCCCGCUGGCAGGACUCAAUGCUGAAAACCUGCACACUCGUGAUUUUGAACUGCUGGUGACCCUCAAUGCCACCAUGGAGUCGACGGCCGCCACCUGCCAGAGCCGCACCUCCUACAUCCCUCAGGAGAUCCUCUGGGGUUACGAGUUCAAGCCGGUGCUGUUCAGCAGCACAGGCGGCUGUUAUGUGGCAGAUUUCAACUUUUUUGACAAGGUGCAAGGGAGCAACGAUGCAGCCUUCCUCAGUCACAACACAGAGAAGCUCAAACUGGGAGAGGGCUUUAAGAAAGAAUAAAGGAUGCAUGUGUUGUCAUUGUGUUGCUCCUGUUUGAUGUAACAGUGAUAUGUUAGUUUGGCCUUGACCAGUAUACGUUAUAGUAGUUAUUCCUAUGCAUGGUUCGGCUCGACUCGACUCACUUUUGGUACCAGGUGCUUUUCUCUAUUUCGUUUUCCACUGUGGAUUGAAACACCCCCCCCCCCACCCCCCCGUAGUGUAGGCGAGAUUCUCAACUGACAUCUUGUGCAUUCAUCAAAGUCAAAGUCGGAAUGUUUAGGUGCUGUUUAUUAACGAUGGAGUAUCAUGUUAACUUUCUAGUAGCAGUACACCAUUCAACACUAGCUAUUACCAAUUCGGCCACCAAAAUCUUUCCUGAGUUUCCGAGUUGUUGUUCUCACUUCAGUAGGUGUUUCCGUGAACAUGACCGAGGUGGUACCAGGAACUUUCCACAAACCAAAUAUAAAGAUUUGAGUCGAGUAGAGCCGUGCCGUACCAUGCAGUGGAAAUGCGGCAUUACUUAGUCAGUGUUUCUUCACGGAAAUGACCCAUUAUUCAAACACAUACUUAUUUUUUUUUUAUAAUUAUAAUUUAUAUACAGUUACUUUAACAUUAGAACCCCCAUCUCCCUUUGCCACCCUCCCUCCCUUCUUCCCCCUCACACAUAGGCCUAUAACAUCACCCUCUGUCUAAGUAAGUAAGGGUUAAUGCCCUUCGAGAUGUCCAUUGUCAGAUAUUAAUGGACGAUGGCAUGGCGCGAACUGUCUGUUGCGCAGCGGUUGGGAUGCCUCCGCCGAAGUUCAUUAAUACCUGACAUUGGACACCGUGAAGGGAAUUAAACCGCUUAUACCAUGGCCACUUGCCAAAUAACAUUUGUUUUUAACCAUUAUUUUAUAUUUUAAU